Messenger RNA from Batrachochytrium dendrobatidis JAM81, 1391 nucleotides. RefSeq lists its product as uncharacterized. The record is from RefSeq and is a predicted model, not a curated record. The coding region runs from base 58 to 1380 and encodes 440 amino acids. NCBI's taxonomy places the organism in Eukaryota, Fungi, Chytridiomycota, Chytridiomycetes, Rhizophydiales. The transcript is spliced from 3 exons.
CGGAGUUUAGUUUUACAGGCUUUUCUACCACUUUCCAAAAAAUAAGUACUGUUUGCAAUGGGAAGCUUCAACUAUGAUAAAUGGAACUCGCUCUAUAUAUCCGAUGAUGAAGAUAACACCAGCAGUUUUGAUCAAGGCAAUGGAAGUCGACGGAUAUUGAAUUCUACAGAGUCGACACUUUCAUCUCUAAGAGAUUCUCUGCGUUUAUCUGACACGACUGGUCGCUAUACACUUUAUACUCUACCCUGGGAUUCCACUAGUGAAAUGAUUCGAUGGGUACUAGAUCUAUAUGGGGUAGAUUAUGAAGAAAUAGAUCUGCCAUGGGGACUACACAUCUGGGAAACAAUGCGGAUAUCUGCGUCAAGUCCUGCUUUAGAAAAACUGGCAUUACCAAUUUUAUUGAAUGACAAAACAGAGGCCAUGUAUUCUCCUACAUCUAUGAUGGUAUAUCUCUACUCAAAAUCAUUUGGUUCUAAACUACGGAUUUAUUCUCAAGUUAAAACGCUGGAAAUUCAAGAGCAAUUUGACUCGAAUUUUUCGGCUGCUACACGAACUAUCUUUCUGUUUGAAGUAUUGUCAAAUACUAAACUGGCAGAAGCAUAUAUACGCGAUCAGAUCCACUUGAAUACUUGGCGUACAGUCAAUCAAUUGAUAUGGCCAAUUAUGAGGCAUGUGAUGUGGAUUUAUUUCAAGCUUGGUAACCAGGACACAUUAGAUCGUGCAUGGAGAUGUGUUCAUAAAGUUUUUGAGCAAGUCGAAUCUAUGCUGCAGGUUCAAGCCAAAUCUGAAUCAGAUCAAACCCUUUCCAAGGCUACAAUGCUUCAAAAUGUAUUUCUCACAGGCUCUAAAAUCACUGCUGCAGACAUUUCAUUUGCAUCUCAUGCUGCAUUGGUGCUUUUUCCUAGAGACGAUGACGACUAUGGUGGAAAAAUAGGAAUGUCUAUGCCUCCACUAAAACAGUUAUCGCCACAUACACAAGUCAAAGUUAAAACGCUUCGCUCUUUGCCUGCUGGCAGAUUUGCCCUGAGAUUGUACAGAAAAGAGCGUGGCAGGUGCAUUGGACAUAAACCAAGCAAGCACGCAAAGAUUAAUAAUCCCAAAUGGGCUUCCCUAAAGUAUUUGCAACUUCAAGCUGCAAUCAUUUUCAGUGGGAUUACUGUUUUGAUUGGAGUCCCAUUGACUAUGCUUUUCUUUUAUCAGUUUGUUUUGGUACUGGCCAUAUAUCUUGCGGUGAUAUAUUUUGCUUUAUACGUACCAAACAAGGAUUCAAUUGUCCUGAAACGAAUCCAUCAAUGUUGGCAAUUGCUUUAUGAAAAAUACUCUUCAUUUUUUGGAAUUUCGAAUUCAACAGCAAACAACGUAGUCAAAAGCAAUAAAUGAAUUAGCUUGGC